CGCAAACACAGAUUCGAAGUAAACGUUCGAUCAACGUUGCAAAGCAACUGCAUGAAUACACGAUUGUUCGUAAGCGAAUGUAAAAAAAAAAAAUACGUGUAUAACCGUUAGCGUACGUUAAACUGUUUCUCUAUUCACGACAAUUCAACUCACGUGCAGCGUACAGUGAAUGACUUAGUAGACAAGUUGUGUGCAACCCACGCAUGAAAGACUCCUCAGACUUUCACCCAUCUUACUUGGACGACCCACCUGGAUUUCUUUGCUUGCACAUCAUUUCUAAAACGCCUCUUCUAUUAUUAUAAAUGAAAGAAACACUUGUAAUUUUCCUAAGCGUUCUCUUCGCGAGGACGCUCGGUCUGCCAGGAGGAGCACCACCGAACUCAUGCCAGGAUCUAACACCUCGUCAUCCUGGGACCUCGAAGCAGAACGCUCACCCAGCUCCUUAUCAAGUUUUACCAGCUGCGGGACAGGGUAGAGUCCGUUUGAUUUUAGGAAGUCCUCAUGGUCUCGCCUACGAGGGUUUCAUGAUAGUCGCACGUGACGCGGAUACUGGUGAAUUUGUUGGCGAGUUUGCAAACUUGCCCGACUCGGCGAGGACCAUCGAGUGCACGCAGGGUGUAAAAAACGCUGUGACUCACACGAAUACCAGUAAGAAGCAUAACCUCGAGUUUGAUUGGGAAGCACCUGUGGAUUAUGAGGGUACCAUAGUUUUCAAGUCCACGUUCGCACAGGAUUACAGCACGUACUGGGUCGGUGUCGAAUCGCCAAGAGUUAACGUUCGCAAGCGAUCCAUCGACGUGUUGACCUCGUCUACGCCGAUCACCACGUUACGAACAAGCACACCGCCCUAUUACAGCCCGACCGUCGAUUACGAGCCGUUUGAUGCGGAGGAUCCUUUGUACACCGGAUGUGGCACAACGAAGAAUUGUUUUGGCACACCGGAGAAAUGUGUGGACACGAAAAAUUGUGUCGCAGUGGUCGCAAUUCUCGUUCGUGGCGAACGAUAUCUCUUCGAGCUUCAAGCACGCGGCAGUAAAUAUGUCGCUGUUGGUUUAUCGGAUGACAGUAAAAUGGGUGACGACAGCGUGGUAGAAUGUACGAACGAAGAAGGAGAAAUUGGAUUGCAUAUGUCUUGGAACUCUGGAAAGACUAAUAUACGGCAACCCAUGCAAGAAGGUGCUGUUCAAAUGGAGUCCAGUUCUAUCAAGGAUGACGUGAUUUCCUGUAAAUUCUGGCGAGAGAAGACUACGGUUGUUCAGGGUCGCGAAUUCGACCUGGUCAAUAAACCGUACAAUCUUCUUUUAGCUGCGGGCAAAGCUUUAAGGAAUAAUGGCGUUGGUUUCCAUGAUGUAGUUUACGCCGCGACUGGUGGUGCAAAAUUAUUAGCCGACGUUGGAGCUUUCACAACAGCCAGCAACAUCCUAAUUCGUGUACACGGCGCCUUGAUGCUGGCGUCGUGGAUCGGUACAGCGUCCAUCGGUAUCCUUCUCGCUAGAUACUACAGGCAAACAUGGGUUGGCUCACAAUUAUGUGGAAAGGAUCAAUGGUUCGCUUGGCACAGAUUCUUUAUGAUACUAACGUGGUCGAUGACGAUCGCUGCGUUCGUGAUAAUAUUCGUCGAAUUGGGUGAAUGGAGCUCCGAGGUAAUACACGCGUCCCUUGGAUUAGCCACGACGAUCUUAGCUUUUGUUCAACCGUUUAUGGCAGCCUUGAGACCUCAUCCUGGAGCACCGCGAAGACCUCUUUUCAAUUGGGCACACUGGUUCGUUGGAAAUGCAGCGCAGAUUUGCGGCAUAAUCGCAAUUUUCUUCGCGGUCCGGUUGAAUAAGGCCAAACUCCCGGAAUGGGUCGACUGGAUUCUGGUCGCCUACGUUGUAUUCCAUAUCCUCACUCAUCUUGUACUCACGUUUGUCGGUUGUGCAUCUGAUAGACAAGCUAGUCAGAGGGUGAAUUCAUUUCCAAUGAAAGACAUGCAUUCACGAGGUUCAAUGGUCCAUCCGGAUGCAAGACAGGAUGCGCCCCACGCUGGAAUCAGGAAAUCCAUCUUCGGCAUCUAUUUCGUGGUGAUUGUCUUAUUCACUGCGGCUCUCAUUGUUAUCACUGUAUUGGCACCGAUAGAGGACACGUGGGUCACUUUUACGAAUACCAUAAAAAGUUAUUAAGCUCUUCAAAAUCUAUGGGAUUUUUCAAUCGUUCAACACCUCUGUCAUACGACGAAUUAUUAUCGUCGCGAUAAAGUUUGGAACUGUUUCGUACUCGGUACGGUAGGUAUAUUCUCAAGUGACUGUUUAUAUGUAAAUGAGUCUUCAAUCGACACAAGUGAUGGUUUACAGGAAACCAUGGUUAAAACGUGAAUUGUACGACAAUAUCGUUUGACGUAUCAAAGUUUGGAUAACAGUUUGGAACUGACGAUAAUAGAAAUUGAAACGAACGGUAUUAUCGUAUAAUAAACGGCAACAAACAUAAGACAUUGGUUUGAUCAUUUUCUUCCUUUGCAGCUGGUUGCUUUAUAUUGGAUUGGUCCAUCGUUUCUAAUGUGAAAACUUAAGAUUUUUUUACAAUAUAGCUAACCUGAGUACAAUAGAUAAUGUGAGAAAUAGUUCAUAGUAAAACGGUUCAAUUUAUAGACCAACCUAACGUGUACUCAUAUUUUUAAAGUUCUUGCUGUUGUUAGACUGACUUUAAUCGUUUUUAAUUCGAAUAGACGAAUUACAAAUGUACAAACACCCGUCCAGAACAGGAUUACGACUUAACCACGAGAUAUAUAUUAUACAUUUACAAACAUAAGGAAGGCAUUAAUUUGUUCGAUAGUGCUUGUUGUUAGAAUCCUUUCAUUUUUCUAAGGUGCUCUUACAUUUAAAUCCACAUUUCUUUCCAAUAAGAUAUACGUUGAAUUUCUAUUUAUGAUAUAACGUUUACAGUAUUAGCUUUUAUAACGUAUUUUUGAUUUUUACGAUUGUUUUAAGAUUUAUUUUGUAUUACCAAUAGGUGUUUCUUCUAUAUAUGAAUGCGAACAGGAGUUUGCACAAGUAUUAAGAACUGCGCUUAAUUAAUCGGUAUAAUUAUGUUUUUUCCAUAUGUUAUUGUUAAUGAAUAAAACAGAAUCGCACAUUUGCGCAGAGGAGAUAAUAUAAUUCAGUGAGACUAUUUUUUUAAUUUAAAUUUGCGCAUAAACGGAAUAUGAAUUAUAAUACUGUAUGUAUUUGGAUAUAUACAAAAAUAUCACUCUGACAAUUUUUCUCA
Messenger RNA from Osmia bicornis bicornis, 3243 nucleotides. RefSeq names its product putative ferric-chelate reductase 1 homolog. The record is from RefSeq and is a predicted model, not a curated record. The coding region runs from base 303 to 2162 and encodes 619 amino acids. NCBI's taxonomy places the organism in Eukaryota, Metazoa, Arthropoda, Insecta, Hymenoptera, Megachilidae. The transcript is spliced from 12 exons. Gene Ontology annotation, molecular function: oxidoreductase activity, acting on metal ions.